CGUUGCACACGGAGGACACUGAACCCUGACCAGGACGAGACCCUCUUCUGCUUUCCAGGAGCGAAACCUCUUCUGAAUUUGCCUGACCUCCUCUCCAGCCUGAGACCAUGGACACAACUGCACUGGUGACUUUUCUGGCUCUGGUUGUGGCAAUGGCUGGCGUCAGUCAAGCUAUUCACAUCCAAGGCGGACUGGACCAAACCGAAAUUCUGCCUGGCAGCUCAGAGGAGAACAUGGCCGACCGCCUGCUGGGGCUGGAAAGUGAAAACAAAGGCAACAGCAUUGAAGAUCAUCUGCUGGGCUUCGUGUUGAGAGCUCUGCUCCUUGGAUCCCAGAGAGAAACCAGGAACUCUGUUCUCCAUCAGCCGCAGAGAUUUGGCCGCGGCUCCAGAGGGCCUGUAGUAUCAGAGGAUCAGAUUCAUUCCCGGGACUGGGAGGAUGCCCCCGGACAGAUCUGGAGUAUGGCUGUGCCCCAGAGAUUUGGCAAGAAAUAAUCAGGCCUAGCUGCCUUGGUACGAGGCCAAGCCGAGGGCUCGGGUGGAGAGACUAAAUCUGAAUGAAUAAAUCUGAAUUGCAUUAAAAGCCAUUCUUUUCCACCCUGUUCCAGCCCAUUAGGUUAGGUGAGCCGACACCUGGUGUUCAGCUGAAGAUGAGACAAGCUUCAUCAACAAGCUCAUUUUUUUGUCUUCUAGUGCCAUCAAGGACCAAAAGUGUUUGUUGUAAACUGAUCGUUGCAGUUUUUUGUUAUUCUUCACUUCACUGGUUAAAUAAAAGAGCUUUAAACUUGGAAAAGCUAAA
Molecule: messenger RNA, 798 nt
Organism: Mugil cephalus (flathead mullet)
Lineage: Eukaryota; Metazoa; Chordata; Actinopteri; Mugiliformes; Mugilidae
Gene: npffl
Product: neuropeptide FF-amide peptide precursor like
Exons: 3
Coding region: 108-494 (128 amino acids)
Molecular function (GO): neuropeptide hormone activity
Source: RefSeq, a predicted model, not a curated record